This is a messenger RNA of Gossypium arboreum, 2765 nucleotides long. Its product is annotated as BTB/POZ domain-containing protein NPY1-like. Gene Ontology annotation, molecular function: protein binding. Lineage: Eukaryota; Viridiplantae; Streptophyta; Magnoliopsida; Malvales; Malvaceae. The record is from RefSeq and is a predicted model, not a curated record. Bases 658 to 2502 code for a protein of 614 amino acids. The transcript is spliced from 4 exons.
AAAUGAAAGAGAAAGCAAUGGGAAAAUCUGAAAAUGCUAGGAGAGGAAGGAUUGAAGGAUAGGAUUGAGAACAUAAUUCAUAUUUGGCGUAUAUCAGAGUACAGAUAUAUAUAUAUAUAUAUAUAUGGUUACUAAAUACUUACCAUAGUAUAGUCCAUAGAGAGAGUGUGAUUCAAUUCAUGGAGAUUUGCGCCUUCGAGCAAAGGAGAGAGGAAGAUCUUUCAUUAUAUCAGCAAAAUCAGGUUGAUUUAAAAGCAAAGGCGGCGAGAAUUUAUUGAUAUGAUGUAUCUGAUAUAAAUAGCAACCCCAUAUCAUUCAUACACAUUACCCCUCUCACUCUCCCUUUUAUUUCUUAUUUUAUUUCAUCUUCCUUCUUGCUUUCUUCUACAAACAAAACACUCUUUUCUCUCUCUGACGACACCUCUUUGCUUUGCUUCUUUUCAGACUUUGGUCCCUUUUACCAUUUAUUUUUCUGGGUUUUGUUUAUUUUUCAGAGUGAUAAUUUGUUUGGUGAUUAAAUAUUAAAUGCCAUGAAUGUCAUCAUAAAGUUAGGAACAUAGCUCAGUUUCUUGAGAUUGUUUAAAGGGUUGUGUUUUUUUUUUUUCCUCUAUUGUUUCUUCUCAUUUUUAAGUUAUUUUCGGCAAAAGAACAACAAAAAUGAAGUUUAUGAAGCUUGGCUCGAAGCCUGACGCCUUCCAAGUUGAUGGCAAAUGUAUCAGGCAUGUCACAUCUGAUUUGGCAACUGAUAUCAUCAUUAAGGUUGGCGACCUGAAAUUUUACCUUCACAAGUUCCCUUUAUUGUCUAAGAGCAACCACAUGCAAAAACUAGUGCAGAAAGCCAGUGAAGAGAACUGUGAUGAAAUUAAUAUGGUUGAUUUUCCUGGUGGGCCAAAUGCAUUUGAAAUUUGUGCAAAAUUCUGUUAUGGGAUGGCUGUUACUUUAAAUGCUUACAAUGUUGUUGCUGCACGUUGUGCUGCCGAAUACCUAGAGAUGACUGAGGAUGUUGAUCGAGGUAAUCUGAUUUUUAAAAUCGAAGUCUUUCUUAAUUCUAGUAUAUUCCACAGUUGGAAAGAUUCCAUUAUUGUUCUAAGAACCGCGAAGUCUCUCCUACCAUGGUCUGAAAACCUGAAGAUUGUUGGAAGAUGCAUUGAUUCCAUUGCAUCUAAGACCUCUGUGGAUCCGGCGAACAUCACAUGGUCCUACACCUAUAACCGGAAAUUAUCAGUACAGGACAAGAUAGUUGGUGACAGUAUGAAACUUCGAGAGAAGAUUGAAUCUGUCCCGAAGGAUUGGUGGGUUGAAGAUAUAUGUGAGUUAGAGAUUGAUCUGUACAAGCGAGUCAUGACUGCUGUGAAAUCAAAGGGAAGAAUGGAUGGUGCAGUCAUUGGUGAGGCACUGAAAACUUAUGCUGUCAGAUGGUUGCCGGAUUCUGUCGAUGCGUUGGUUUCUGGUGUACAUUCAUGGAGAAACAAAUUACUAGUGGAAACAAUUGCGUGCUUGUUGCCUUCGGAUAAUGGUGUGGGUUGUUCAUGUAGUUUCUUGCUGAAGUUGUUGAAAGUUGCUGUUUUGGCCGGGAUGGAUGAUUCAUCCAAGGAAGAUUUAGUGAAGAGGAUAAGUUUAAAGUUGCAUGAAGCUUCGGUUAAAGAUUUAUUAAUCCCGGCACGGUCUCCCCAAACUACCUUAUAUGAUGUUGGAAUGGUGCAGUCUAUAGUUAACCAGUAUAUGAUGCAUGAACAACGUAGUCAAGAUGUAGAACCUGGAAAGAGUGCUGGUUUUGUACUAGGGCAUGGAUCCUUGUUGAGUGUUGGUAAACUGAUUGACGGGUAUCUUGGAGAAAUUGCACACGACCCGAAUCUUUCUCUUACCAGUUUCAUUGACUUGUCUUGUUCUGUCUCCGAGCUUGCUAGACCAGUUCAUGAUGGACUCUAUAAAGCCAUUGACAUCUACCUGAAGGAGCAUCCAAACUUGACUAAGGCUGAAAGAAAGAAAAUUUGUGGGCUGAUGGAUGUGAAGAAAUUGACAAUGGAAGCAUCUAUGCAUGCUGCACAGAACGAUAGACUUCCGCUACGAGUUGUAGUUCAAGUUCUCUUCUUCGAACAGGUUAAGGCUGCAACUAGAGCUCAAUCACGUAACUCCGAUGCCCGCACUACUUGCGUUUCCAAGAUGAGCCCCGAUGAAGAAUGGGACAAGACCAUGGGCGAAGAUUGUCGGUCCCUCAAAAAAAAGAUGAGUGAAGUCGAGACAAAUGAGGAUGGAGGCGAGAAAAACAGUAAAAUGGGCAAGAAGAAGAGCAGAAACAGUAAGAAUGGGGUGCAGCUGCUGCCAUCACGAUCUAGAAGAAUAUUUGACAAGCUGUGGGUAGUGGGAGUGGGAAAGGGGCAUGUGGAGAACAGAAGUUCAGAGACGUCAGGAAGUUCUCAAAGCUCAGCGGUUGGGGUUCGAGAUAACACUAACAAGUCUUCGGGGAUUCCUUCAAGACACAGGAGACAUUCAGUUUCAUAGAGAAGGCAGGUGAGGAAUGGAAUGUGUUAAAUGAAGUAGCUUACAACAGGUAAAAGAAGAUGCUAACUGUUGUGUAAGUGUAAAAAAGAAGUGGUAGGAAUAGGAAUAUUGUUGUAGUUGAUGAUUGUAAUCAGUUUUAUGAGUGCUUCUCUUGGUUAUUGUAGUUGUUAGUUGGAGGAUUACAUUUUCUUCAAACUUUCUAUUCCUUUUACCUGUAAUAAUUCAUGGAUUACAUGACCUCCCUGUUUUUUUUUUUUUUUUAA